CAUAAGAACUCAUCAUAUUAUUUAUUGGGUUUUCAAAAGUUAUUUCUUUUUUCAUUACUUUUAUUUUAUUUGAAAAAAAAUAUAUUUAGAGAGAGAAGAAUCUGUGCAUGUUGCGCAGAAAAUCUUUAAAGUGUAAUCUGAUCUUACGUUGGCUCUCACGAACCCCCACGAAUCUCUGUUUCUUCCUCUGUUUUUUUCCUUUCCUUCCAUUUUCCCGAGAAAAUCUUUAAAGAAUAUACAAUCUUUCAUCAUAUUUUCUUCUAUAAAUUCGUUCCUCGUCAAAAAGAUUCGAUCUUGAAUCGUGGGUUCCUCUGGUUUUCGCGAAUUUUUCCGUUUAUGAAUCCUAAAAUGGCGUCGAAGUUUCUACUAAUCACGUUCGCGAUAUGCAAGCUAAUCGUAGCCGUCGGAUUCAACGCGCCGCCUUCCCCGUUCCUCCUCGUCGACGUUGACGGCCACGUCAGCGACCACCCGUCCGACGUGGCGGCGGUUUCGUCGGACUUCGGCAUGCUCACUCCGCCGGAGCCGCCGACAGCGGUUCUCCGGCCGGCCUCCGCCGAUGACGUGGCGCGCCUCCUCCGCGCCUCUUAUGGCUCCGCCGCAGCUUUCCCUGUCUCGGCACGCGGUCACGGCCACUCGAUCAACGGGCAAGCAAAGGCCGGAAAGAACGGCGUCGUCGUGGAGAUGGGUCGCCGGGAAAUCAUCUCCGGCGCGGGGAGAAACCCGCCGGAGCCGGAGGUAUCGGCCGAGGGAAUGCACGUCGAUGUUUGGGGUGGUGAGCUAUGGAUCGAUGUGCUGAAGAAAACGCUAGAGUACGGUCUGGCUCCGAAGUCGUGGACCGACUAUUUGUAUCUCACGGUGGGAGGGACGAUUUCUAAUGCUGGGAUUAGCGGCCAAGCAUUUCACCAUGGCCCUCAAAUUAGUAACGUCCUGGAGCUCGAUGUAGUCACCGGUAAAGGAGAGGUGAUGAAGUGUUCGGAAGAAGAGAAUUCAGAGUUGUUUCAUGGAGUUCUUGGAGGGUUAGGUCAACUCGGGAUCAUAACUCGUGCCCGAAUCGCUCUCGAGCCAUCUCCCCAAAGGGUGAGAUGGAUACGAGUAUUGUACUCGAAUUUCUCCGUGUUCACACGGGAUCAAGAGCAGUUAAUAUCGUUGCAUGGACCGCCGAAAUUCGAUUACGUGGAAGGGUUUGUGAUUGUGGACGAAGGGCUCAUUAACAAUUGGAGAUCUUCGUUUUUCUCUCCCCGGAAUCCCGUGAAAAUCUCCGCCCUCGGCGGCGACGGCGGCGUUUUGUAUUGCCUUGAGGUCACCAAGAACUACGACGAAUCCUCCGCCGACACCGUCGAUCAGGAGAUGGAGCAAUUGAUGAAGAAAUUGAAUUUCAUACCGGGAUCGGUUUUCACGACCGAUUUGCCGUACGUGGAUUUCUUGGACCGGGUUCACAAGGCCGAGUUGAAACUCCGGUCCAAGAAUUUGUGGGAAGUCCCUCACCCUUGGCUGAACCUCUUCGUUCCAAAAUCAAGAAUCGGUGAUUUCGACCGAGGGGUCUUCAAGGGCAUUUUGGGAAACAAAACUAGUGGGCCCAUCCUCAUCUACCCCAUGAACAAAGACAAGUGGGACGAGAGAUCCUCGGCCGUGAUACCGGAGGAGGAAGUGUUCUACCUCGUGGCCUUGCUGAGGUCGGCAUUAUCGGAUGGCGACGAGACACAGAGGUUGGAGUAUCUGGAGGAUCAGAACCGUCGGAUCCUGAGAUUCUGCGAAGAAAGCGGGAUAGAGGCGAAACAAUACCUUCCUCAUUACGUGACACAGGAGCAAUGGAUGAGGCAUUUCGGUGACAAAUGGGAACGGUUUAGCCACUUAAAGGCAGAGUAUGAUCCACGACAUAUACUCGCCACAGGCCAGAAAGUCUUCCCAAACCCAUAUCUUGCUUCGUUCGGGUCGCUUUCUUCUUUGUCUGCUUCGGCUACAUGGUGAUAAAACAACAAAGAAAUGAGACAAGGAAGAAUUAUACAGUAGAGGGAGGUAGUAGUUUUGAGAAUAUUCUUCCUGAUGUAUAUAUACCUAAUAGAAACAUCAGAAAGAUUAGGUGUAUUAGUUUUCUUUUUUUGUAGUUGCAUGUAGGAGGGUUUAGUGGUUAAUAUAGAAGAAGAUUCAAUAGAAGGGCUUUUUCUUUUUUGCAAAAAUCAGUCACAAUGAUUGUUUUGUUUUCGGUAUUUUACACAACAAAUCGAAAGUCGAAAAGGGUUACCACAAUCUUUGCAGAUAAGUAACCUUUUCGCAUGUAAUUAGCCAAGCCUCGGAUCGUUCAGAUCCGAACUUCUACUAGAAACUUCCAUUAUCAUA
Messenger RNA from Tarenaya hassleriana, 2337 nucleotides. Its product is annotated as cytokinin dehydrogenase 5. The transcript has 6 exons. Lineage: Eukaryota; Viridiplantae; Streptophyta; Magnoliopsida; Brassicales; Cleomaceae. The record is from RefSeq and is a predicted model, not a curated record. Gene Ontology annotation, biological process: cytokinin metabolic process. The coding region runs from base 337 to 1968 and encodes 543 amino acids. Gene Ontology annotation, molecular function: FAD binding; cytokinin dehydrogenase activity.